CGCCUCACAGCCAUGCGGAGCUGAGCUCCGGCCCGGGCCCUGGCCGCCGCAGCCCGCCCCGGCUCCCGCCCUCGCGGACCCGCCCGGCCCUCGGUCUCGGCGCCUUAGCCGCCCCGGGCCGGCCGAGCCCCCCGCGCAGGGCCCGGGCCGCGGCCACGGCGGCGGCGGCGGCGGUGGCGGCGACGCGCCCGCCCGGCCCCCUCCCCCGGCGCCGGCCAAGUGAGGCGGUGAUGCGGGCGCUGGCGGCCUGGGCUGAGCCGAGAGCGGAGACACAGGCUCAAGAUGGCAGAUUCCCACUGAGGCUGAGGGGACCGAGCUCGCGCGCCGCGUUCCCUUCUCCGUUGCCAUGAACCGCGGACACCCCGGCUCCGAUGGCCCCCGUGUACGAAGGUAUGGCCUCACAUGUACAAGUUUUCUCCCCUCACACCCUUCAAUCAAGUGCCUUCUGUAGUGUGAAGAAACUGAAAGUAGAGCCGAGUUCCACCUGGGACAUGACUGGGUACGGCUCCCACAGCAAAGUGUACAGCCAGAGCAAGAACAUACCACCUGCUCAGCCAGCCUCCACAACCGUCAGCACCUCCUUGCCAAUCCCAAACCCGAGCCUACCUUACGAGCAGACCAUCAUCUUCCCAGGAAGUACUGGACACAUAGUUGUAACAUCAGCAAGUAGCACUUCUGUCACCGGGCAAGUCCUCGGCGGACCACAUAACCUAAUGCGUCGAAGCACUGUGAGCCUCCUUGACACCUACCAAAAAUGUGGACUCAAGCGAAAGAGUGAGGAGAUUGAGAACACAAGCAGCGUGCAGAUCAUUGAAGAGCAUCCACCCAUGAUUCAGAAUAAUGCCAGCGGGGCCACUGUAGCUACUGCCACCACAUCCACUGCCACCUCCAAAAACAGUGGCUCCAACAGUGAAGGUGACUAUCAGCUGGUACAGCAUGAAGUGCUGUGCUCCAUGACCAACACCUAUGAGGUUUUAGAGUUUUUGGGCAGAGGGACAUUUGGACAAGUGGUCAAGUGCUGGAAACGGGGCACCAAUGAAAUUGUGGCCAUUAAGAUCCUAAAGAACCACCCUUCCUAUGCCCGACAAGGUCAGAUUGAAGUGAGCAUCCUAGCCCGGCUGAGCACAGAGAGCGCCGAUGACUACAACUUUGUGCGGGCCUAUGAGUGCUUCCAACACAAGAACCACACGUGCUUAGUCUUUGAGAUGCUGGAGCAGAACCUCUAUGACUUUCUGAAACAGAACAAGUUUAGCCCCUUGCCCCUCAAGUACAUUCGCCCAGUCCUCCAGCAGGUAGCUACAGCCCUGAUGAAACUCAAAAGCCUGGGUCUUAUCCAUGCUGACCUCAAACCAGAAAACAUCAUGCUGGUAGAUCCAUCCAGACAGCCAUACCGAGUGAAGGUCAUUGACUUCGGUUCAGCCAGUCAUGUGUCCAAAGCCGUCUGCUCUACCUACUUGCAAUCCAGAUACUACAGGGCCCCCGAGAUCAUCCUUGGUUUGCCAUUCUGUGAGGCAAUUGACAUGUGGUCCCUUGGUUGUGUCAUUGCUGAGCUGUUCCUGGGCUGGCCGUUAUAUCCAGGAGCUUCCGAGUAUGAUCAGAUUCGGUAUAUUUCACAAACACAGGGUUUGCCAGCUGAAUAUUUAUUAAGUGCAGGGACAAAGACAACUAGGUUUUUCAACCGUGACACAGACUCUCCGUAUCCUUUGUGGAGGCUAAAGACACCAGAUGACCAUGAAGCAGAGACGGGAAUUAAGUCAAAAGAAGCAAGAAAGUACAUUUUCAACUGUUUGGAUGAUAUGGCCCAGGUGAACAUGACAACAGAUCUGGAAGGGAGUGACAUGUUGGUAGAGAAGGCAGACCGACGGGAAUUCAUUGACCUAUUAAAGAAGAUGUUGACCAUCGAUGCUGAUAAGAGGAUCACUCCCAUCGAAACUCUGAACCACCCCUUUGUCACAAUGACACACCUGCUCGAUUUUCCCCAUAGUACACAUGUCAAAUCUUGUUUCCAAAACAUGGAGAUCUGCAAGCGCCGGGUGAAUAUGUAUGACACAGUGAACCAGAGCAAAACACCUUUCAUCACACACGUGGCCCCUAGCACAUCUACUAACUUGACCAUGACCUUUAACAACCAGCUGACCACUGUCCACAACCAGGCUCCCACCUCCACCAGUGCCACUCUUUCCUUAGCCAAUCCCGAAGUCUCCAUACUAAACUACCAAUCUGCACUCUACCAGCCCUCAGCGGCAUCCAUGGCCGCGGUGGCCCAGCGGAGCAUGCCCCUGCAGACGGGAACAGCCCAGAUUUGUGCCCGGCCCGAUCCCUUCCAGCAAGCUCUCAUCGUGUGUCCCCCUGGCUUCCAAGGCCUGCAGGCCUCUCCCUCCAAGCAUGCUGGCUACUCAGUACGGAUGGAAAAUGCUGUUCCCAUCGUCACUCAAGCUCCAGGAGCUCAGCCUCUUCAGAUCCAACCAGGUCUGCUUGCUCAGCAGGCCUGGCCAGGUGGGGCCCAACAGAUCCUGCUUCCUCCAGCCUGGCAGCAGCUGACUGGCGUGGCCACCCACACGUCAGUGCAGCAUGCGGCUGUGAUUCCUGAGACCAUGGCAGGCACUCAGCAACUAGCCGACUGGAGGAACACACAUGCUCAUGGAAGCCAUUACAAUCCCAUCAUGCAGCAGCCUACACUCUUGACUGGACAUGUGACCCUUCCAGCAGCGCAGCCCUUAAAUGUGGGUGUAGCCCAUGUGAUGAGGCAGCAACCAACCAGCACCACCUCCUCCAGGAAGAGUAAGCAGCACCAGUCAUCUGUGAGAAAUGUCUCCACCUGUGAGGUGACCUCUUCCCAGGCUACCAGCUCCCCUCAGCGAUCUAAGCGUGUCAAGGAGAACACUCCCCCACGGUGUGCCAUGGUGCACAGCAGCCCAGCCUGCAGCACCUCAGUCACCUGUGGGUGGGGUGAUGUGGCCUCCAGCAGCACCAGGGAACGACAGCGGCAGACGAUUGUCAUCCCUGACACCCCCAGCCCCACGGUCAGUGUCAUCACCAUCAGCAGUGACACGGAUGAGGAGGAGGAACAGAAACACGCCCCCACCAGCACAGUCUCCAAGCAAAGGAAAAACGUCAUCAGCUGUGUCACAGUCCACGACUCUCCCUACUCGGACUCCUCCAGCAACACCAGCCCCUACUCGGUGCAGCAGCGGACAGGGCACAGCGGCACCAGCGCCUUGGACACUAAGGGGGGAUUAGAGAGUCACUGUCCUGGCAACCCCCGCACCAUCAUCGUACCCCCUCUGAAGACCCAGGCCAGUGAAGUGUUGGUAGAAUGUGACAGCCUGGGGCCAGCAGUCAGUACCAGUCACCAUUCAUCCUCCUUCAAGUCCAAGUCCUCCAGCGCCGUGACCUCCACCAGUGGCCACUCUUCAGGGAGCUCAUCAGGAGCCAUCGCCUACCGGCAGCAGCGGCCAGGCCCCCAUUUCCAGCAGCAGCAGCCCCUCAAUCUCAGCCAGGCUCAACAGCACAUGGCUGCAGACCGCACUGGGAGUCACCGUCGACAGCAGGCCUACAUCACUCCUACCAUGGCCCAGGCUCCUUACACCUUCCCACACAACAGCCCCAGCCAUGGCACUGUACACCCCCACCUGGCUGCAGCUGCCCACCUUCCCACCCAGCCUCACCUCUACACCUAUACAGCGCCCACAGCCCUAGGCUCCACUGGCACCGUAGCCCACCUGGUGGCAUCCCAAGGCUCAGCACGCCACACUGUGCAGCACACUGCCUAUCCGGCCAGCAUCGUCCACCAAGUUCCCGUGAGCAUGGGGCCCCGGGUCCUACCCUCACCCACCAUCCACCCCAGUCAGUAUCCGGCCCAGUUUGCCCACCAGACCUAUAUCAGCGCCUCACCAGCCUCCACCGUCUACACUGGAUACCCACUGAGUCCUGCCAAGGUCAACCAAUACCCUUACAUCUAAACACUGGAGAGGGCCCGCAGGGCGCGGGGUGGAGGAGCUCCCAGCAGACCUGGGGAGCUGGGGUUUUAUACUGCAGGUGCCGCACACAGACAAUGCAAAUGGGGCGGGGAGGGGGCAGCUGUGGGGGGACUUGAACUAGACGGGGAGGACUUAGGGCAGAGAAGAGAACGUUUUAAAGGAAGGGAUUAAGGAGUGGGAAAUCUAUGCUUUUUAUUUUAAAAAAGAAAAAGGAAAAAAAAAAGAAAAAGAAAAAUGUUAGUAACAAAAGAGGAAAAAAAGAAAAAAACACAGCUCACAAACCCAUUCUGCACCAAACUGGAAAGGAAAAGAAGAGCUACAGGAAGAUUCUGGAAGCAAGGGGCCCCAGUUUUUGAAGAACUUUAUGAACUUUUUAAAGAUUAUUUUCAUAUGGCAGCAGUGACACUGAAGAGUUUGCUGUCAGGGACACCUGAUACAGAAAUCCAAUAGAUUUUUAAUUAAUUGAACAUGAAAAGUAGGGAUUUUUCCAGAACUCCAAAAGGGUCAGCACCCCUUUCAAAUGUCAGGCCAUGGCCUGAGGAGGCUCAUAUUUGGGGAUUGGUCUGGGGUUGACAAAGCCCAGUUCUGGCUCAUUCAUCAGGAAUAGUGGGGUCAGCCAGACUGAUGGAAAGAAGACCCCUCAGGAGAGGGGUGGGUUUCCUCUUUUGGGGCAUUCUGGAUAAAUCUCUAAGCAAUGUUAUUCCUCAGAUGUCAUUAAUAAUGUGUGUUGCAGUCUUUGAUUUUUUUCUUUUCCGAGACUUUUUUUUCUCUUUGAAUCUACCCCUAGUCGUGUACAUAGGGCUAGUGGUCGUCACGGACACCCUCGUAGAAUGUAGCACUCUGCACCCUUGUUUCCUACCUUGUGUUCAACUCCAGUGAUACCAAUAGACUAUUCCUCAAUAUAAUUGCACAAAAAAGUGAUAUAACAUAGGCAUGGAACCAAUGUGGUGGUCUAGGUGAACGAGUGAGUGUGCAUGAGUGUGCACGUGUGGGUGUGAGCAGGGCUGCCACCCUCCCUGUGUGUCCCUUGGCACCGCCGUCACAGCCCUUGCAGUCUUGAUUUUACAUCAUUCCCUCCUAGUGCCUUAACGACCGACAGACAGACAGACAGACAGACACGGUGAAGGGUUUACUUCCACUGGUACUCCAAGAAACUGCCUGGGGCUGGUCAGAUACGUUCUCAGCUCUGUGUUAAGCUGUUAGAGUAUUUUACUUGGGUCUUUUUGUUUUUGUAUCAUUUUAAUGUCAUGGGGAUUGUCUUUCCUGGGCUCAUUGUGAGCAGAAGGAUUUUAAAGAAGCUUGCAUUAGAAGGGGAGGAUCACGGGUCUCAAGAGGGAUGUGGAAGCCAGGUGGGGGCACACUGGUGACAGCUGGUUCUCUUGCUGAGCUUUACUCUGAGGGCAGAGGUCCAGAGAGACUUCCUGCCUGCCCUAGCUCUGCCUCAUAUGGCGUGCGGGGCUCUUAAGAAUGUCAGCUUUGCCUCAGCCUCCAAGCCCACCACACCUCCUUCCUGGAGCCGUAUGGGGAGAAGCAGGAGACCUGUUCCCGUUUCUAGUUACCUCCCCAGGCCCGCCCGCCCUCCCUCCCUCCCCCCCUUCCUCCCACAAGAAGCCUGAUCCUCUCAUCACACCCACACCUCUCUGCACCAGCUCCAGGGGCUGCAGUCAGACUGCUAGUGUGCCCAGCUCUCCCCUGCAGACCUCCACUGGUAAGUUUGCUGUUGCUUCUUUCCUGAAGUUAUCCUAGGCCUCCCAACACACCUUGACCUCUGCUUUUGAGAGAGAUACAGCAGGCAGAGGGGCUGGAGGGACAUUUGGGAAAACACUCCCAUGGACAAUUAGGCCUCCAAAGAAGUCUGCCCUGAACCCUCACCUUUGCACCUUUGCUACAUCUGGAUAUUUUCUCCAACUUUGAACAGUGAGGUGGGUAGGAAUUUUGUAUUCCUACUGAGAAACUCUGAAGCCAUGGAGGGUGGAGACCAGUCGGGUCCUGGAUGGGACACAGUAGCAUGGUAUGGAUUGUUUGAUCCUGGUGUGAGUCCUAGCUGGCCCCAAUCCACAUCUUCAGGUAAAAGGUCUCGUCAGCAGUCCAGACUCCCUCCCUGUCUUCCUUCUGCAGGCCCUGAGCAAUCUACUGUGAAAGGCUUUCUUCAUGAUACCUGCCCUCCUUCAGUAACAAAGCUUACUUAGCUUUUAGCUGUGAAAAACUCUGGAAACUUCCCUACUCAUCAGUUCUUAUAAAGUCCCCAAACUGGGUAUGUCUUAGUGCACCUUGGGCCAAAAAGAAGAGAUGCUGGAGCCCGGCAAGGCCUGACCCACUUCCAGCCACGGACUUGCUGGAGGCAUAAUGAAUGAAGCAGGCCUGGGGUAGGAGCUGCAUCCUUCUCUCUUCCUGCUCAGGACCACGUUAGCCCAAGACUGGCUUUAGCUGCAAGUGAGACAGCGGAAAAGUCAGUUCAAAGAGGGGUGGGAAGCCAAGUCUGUGGAGAAGCCCUGAGCUAGAGGCUCCCAGAGCCUCACGGCAUGGAAAUCCAUCUGUCACAGUUUCCCGUGGGACCUUCGCAUACUAGAGUCACCAGGCGUCUGGUCCUGACUGAGAGUGGACCUGGCUUUGCCUCGCUGUGUGGCAGCAUCUGGAGGCCAACGCCGUCUGGAGCUGGUCGUCUGGGGGAGGGAUGACUCUGUCCUCUCCUCUCUUCUCGUCUGCUUAGACGGAAGCUUCUCACUCUUCCCCACUGUGUCCUCCCUUCCCUUUCCAGAUCAAGAGUGAACGUCCUUGCUGCUCGUCAGGUUAGUGUCAGUGUACUGAUGGUUUGUGUUGUUGCCACUGUGAUUAAGGUCAUUGUCACCUUGUUGCUCCUUAGUCAGGGUUUGAAGUAGACAUUUAUUCCAAGUAUCUGUGUCUUCUUCGUAAUGUUGAAACUUACUUUAUUAUAGCUGUGAGUAUGAGUAGACUGGAGGGACAUGCCGAUGUCCAGUCUCGUCAGAGGAAAAGAAAGAAAACAAAAGGGAAGGCCCAGGAAUUAGGAACCGUUUCUGUCGUCUCUGCCCAUAACUAGCUGUGAGGAAGGCCUACUGCAAAGCAGAGACGCGGGCACUCGGGCCCUUCUCUGCGUGGCCCAGCAGUACACAGCCACUGUUGGGCCGCGUCUUCUAGACCCUUUGGCAGCUUCUCCCAUAUUCUCUGCGCUUUCCGCCACGUCUGAACUACUGUCCAGAUUUUAGCCGGCCUCACAUCUGACAUUUAGCAUAAAAGGCCCCUCUCAAAGCUGCCCUAGACCCUUUCCCAUACCUUCACUCUUUCCCAUCAGCAUACUUGGAGUGUGGCUUAUCUCCCUCAAUGCAGAGACAGUGGUCUCACCCAAAAGCCAUUAGGUGUAGUGAGGGUGAUGGGCAGUCGGUGUCUCCUCGUGAGAUAGUUUUGUCUCAUUCAGUCCUGCUCAGUUACCACCCUUCCCAUUUCCCUAGUCUGCUUUGUCCCCAGACCUCCUUCCAGCACACAGUUCUAGGGAGCCAAGUCAAGGAAUGGGACACAGGAGAGCCCCACGCAAAGUCCAGCAGCUGCUCAGACGCUGCAGGACCCCUUCUAAAUGACUGGCAAGUGAAGGGCACAGUGGGACUUGUAGCCGCCUCCCUGCUGCGCUCUGGCUCUGCCCGUCAGUGCCCGAAGUGUGGUGCUGGGUGUGUACACAUUGCCCACUGUCACUCAGACACCAGGCCCUGGGAAGAAGGACUGAAAGCACUGGCUUCCCCAGACAGAAGACAGCCGCUGUGCAAACCUUCACCCCCUCCAGCGUUGGUCGCAAGCCCCUGCACAGAGCUGACUCACCAGGAGUCACAGAAGACCUGCGCCAGUUAGCGUCCUCACCCACGUUCCUUCCAAGGUGCUCAGCACCGAUGCAUCCAUCCCUUUGGCAAAGAAGAGGGAAGAAAGGCUGCCGUCCUUAGGACUCCGUACACUCUCGGUGGGAGGAGGCCCACUUUGUCCUUAGUGGACCGUGUGUCCCUGGUGCACCCUCUGGGCCCUCUCUAAUGAAUGAACACUCCUCAGCAUGAGGAAGAUGAGGAGGAAACACAACUGUGGAACCUCCGCUGCUCGCUGGGUUCUUACUGACCAUCUGGGCCUUAGCACCCAGGUCUCUGUGUCAGUAUGUUGGGGUGAUGUUUUAGGAGAGCAGAUGAGCAGGCCAGUGGGUAGGCAAGGCUGGUGUUAGUGUCAGUUAACCCUGUGAAGUGGAUGUGGUUGAUGUGAUUCAGAGGAGAGGGGGUGGGGUGGACUGUAUUCAGAUUUCUCUCCUUCCUGGUGGCAAAGUUGUUUUCUGCUAUAAAAGCCAACUUGGCUUUGUUCUCUUUGCCUCUAAGGACUGGAACUGACCGACCACAGUGUGGAGCAGGUCAGGAAGGGAGGCCAGCCCAGCAGAGAGGACCUCCCUGGACCAGGUCUCGGGAGUUGCAAACACUCUUUUUGAACAGUGUGGUGGAGGAGUGGGUUGGGUGAUCGUAGGGAGUGGAGUUAAUGUUGAGGAGGCUUAGGGAAGUAUUACUGGUGGUUCAUGGUAGUAAGGGUGAUGGGGUCCUCACUCUGCCCCUCCCUCCCCCAGGUUCUCAUCGUCUGGCUGAGGGCAGGGGAGGGAGGAGUGAGCAUGGCUCUUGCUGGCCUGCCAAAUAGCUGCUAGGACAAAAAACAAACAGAAGGAAACUGCUUGGUGCCCCAGCUAGCAGACAGAGCUUGAUGAGAGGCAGGGUCUCCUCCCAUGGCCCAGCCUGAGACCGCACAACUCCCCAGCCAGCCAUUAUACCACAACACAUUCCAGCCCAGGGGCUCACAGGCCCUGCUCCCCACUCCUGUUUGUCCCUCUUAUGUGCUUUAUAGAUUCUUGAAGGGGAAGCCUCAGAAUUAAGCAGGCCAGAGAUGUCCUUACCAAAUUAGAAUGGAAAGUAAAAUUGUCCCUUUCUGUAGCCAAAGAACCUUCUCAAAGACACCUCUAGAGAAGAACAAAUACCAUUCAUUCCCCAUUCCCUUCUGGGCAAUAUUCUCUUCUCCUGCCUGCUCUUUGUACUUCACUGCAUUUGUUUCAAAACCACUCAUCUUUAAAGAGGAGUGGAGUAGUGGUCCUAAACGCUGCUGCUCCUGGGGAACCGAGGGCCCUACAGUGCUCACAUUUGUGCUUAAUUGAUCUCAUGGUACAGUGUGGGCUAGAAAACCAGCAAGCAGACCUUCCCUGGGGACCCACACUGCACCCCAGGCUUAGGCAGUAUCUGUCCACUUGCCUAGUCUCUACAAGCAGUACUCAGACAAAUCCAUCAAGCCUCUAGAGAACCAAAGAGGGCAAAAUGAGGCUUACUUAAUUGCAAAAGAAACCUCAUGAACACUUUGGCACUAUGGCUCACUGUAUGGCCAACUGAGUCUUUAGGGCAGCUCAUGAGAGAGCCCAGGCCGUCCCAGAAUUGCCAGAAAAGAGAUCCUGGUGGCUCCCUGUCACAGACGACACCCCUCCCCCAAUCCUUUCAGGGUCCUACAUCUCAGACCCAUGCAGGAGAACAUUACGCUGAUUGCCUCUUGCUGCACACUAGUAGUACCCCAUGUGUAAGGACUCACCAACAUUUAUUGAGUGUUCACAGUAUGCCAGGGCCUGAGCAUCCUCCCACAUCCCAGCCACACACCCCUGGCAAGAGUCAGUACCCUGUUUGACAGAUGGAAAAGCUGGCCCUCUGAGAAAGUGGCAUGUGUGGAAGGAAAAAUAGGAUACAGUUCAGAACCCCCAAGUUUUUUAUCCUGUUUUUGUUAAUUGGGACUUUCCUCUAUGAAAUGUUGUUUCCUGUUUAACUAACUGCAGUGAGCAGCCUAUCUCUAAUGAGCUGUUCAGUGAUGCUGCCUUCCCUGUGUGCCAAACACUGUGCUAAGAAUUGCGGAAUGAACCCCAUGACACCAGCCAUGUCAGUACCUGUAUCUUACAGAGCCUGCAGCCUGCCCGGGCCACCCUCUAGGGAGAAGGGGACAGAGGGCUCGAUUCUGUCUGCGUGGCUCUAGAGCUGCGCUCACAGCCCCCAGCCUCAGCUGCAUCCCUGUGUAGCACAGUCAGUCCUGGGCAGAGUGUCACACCUGUCUUCCCUGUGACUGUGGACUUCAGCAGGGCUGUGCAGAGGUUCCUGGAUUGGAUUCAGGUGGAAGAGGAGUUCAACUUGAAGAAAACUCGGGGGGUUUCUCUGGAUUCCUAGAAUUCCUUUCUAGCUUUAGUCACUAGUCACGCUGCUACAACUCUUAGGAGAGCGAAGGGAAAGUGUUCUUUUCUUUCAAAAAAAUAAACACAGAAGAUGAUUUUUCUUGCUUAGAGUUAAUCCUAGAAAGGCAAUACUAAAAGUAUAUAUAUUUUUUUUCCCAAAAUGCUAUUUUUUACUGUACUUGAUAAAUAUCUUGACAGCUCUGAUCUCUGUACUAGACCCUCUAUUCAGCUCUGGACAGAACCAGAAGCCAGGUUCACGCCAAAUUUGUAAAUACCAUCUGGGUCUGUGUCCAGAAACUUUUUUUUUCUAUGAAGAAACAAAAACAAACAAGAAGAGGAGGGGAAGAUGAAGGCAAGUUGGGAAGAGGAACAAAAUGGAGUUUUCUGCAAGAGAGACCCUUCUCGGGGAGACGGACAGAGCAUAGUGGAGCGAAGCAUCCCAGUGAGGAAGUGAGAGGAGGUGCCUCUGGCUGCGGAGGUUGGGGGCACCACAGCCGCGGGUCAGUUCACUUGAGAGAGGACAAGACUCAGUCUAGAAGUGCUGGAGACUAGAUUUGAACUAACUUCUUUAAGACUCUUAAGUAUCUGCUCAGUUGUUCGGUUGAAUUUCUCGUUUCUUCUAAAAAUGUCUUUACUGACUGGCUCCAGGCUUGUUUGCCUAACUUCUUAGGUCGUUUACACAAGUUCUAAAUUCUUGUAGAACUUUAACUCCUUUGGAAGCAAACCCAACUAGUGCAGACCUGAGAUCCUGGUUGGUGUUGGUAGGUGUUCUGGAACUCCGGAGAGCACCUGGCAAUGUUUUCAGAAGGUUUUAGAUACAUUAUCUUACACAAACUGUGACCUAAUGGCAAUAAUUACCUCAAAUGUGGGCAUUCGUCCUGGUUUUAGCCUUUUUUGAAAUCAUGUAGCCAGCUUGAUCUUGUGAUUUAAAAGACUAUGAAUUCUCUGUGGGCUGAAAGUAAGGAUGAAUGUGUACCCUGGUCACUGUUGCCGAAGUGAAUUCUGAGAAUAGCUCAUUGGUAUACCAGAGGUGAAACCAAGGAAGAGAUGAUUCUUUGUGUCAUAAUCAAUGUGAUGUUCAAGGACGGGGAGAGCAUGUUUCUUGCCCUUUGCUUUCCCCAGUAGCAAGUAAACUACGCAAUUGACUGUCGAUAUUCAAGCAUACUUUUGGCUACAUUUUAUAGUUAAAGUAUUUUAUAGUUUACAUUUAACCUGGUACUUUUUAAAAGAAAAUUGUUUAUAACUGACAUCUUCCACCACAGUGAUUGAUUGACUCUUGUGUUAGAAGCUGUGUCUCCCCAAGGCAGGCAUUACACUGUUCUGUAGCCCACUGUGCGCCUUUCCUUUAUUGUUGCUUUCCAGUGAACCUGAGAGAAUGUGAAAGGAAGUCUAGAGGGAAUGGGAAGGGGUGAGUCCUGAACCUGGGCCAGACGUAGAGGCCUGUGCCAUGUUGUAUCGACACUUGUUGUCAAGGCCUUCUUGACAGCAUGGAGUGGGCAGUGAGAAGUGAUCUCUGCUUCAUCACUUCUGUCUUGAUUUGAGUGCUUCCUCCGGGACUAGAUCACUCACCUGGCAGUAGAUGAUGCUGGUUCUCAGCAGCUCUGAAGGUAUGACCAGUGAAGCUUUGGUCAGCAUUUUGAGAGGGAGAACCAUACCCCUAUGCCAUGGGGUUUUCCACAUAUCACUGUUUUAGUCCUUUCUUUUUCUUUCUUUCUUUCUUUCCUUCUUCCUUUCUUUUCUUCCUUUCUUUCUUUCCUUUCCUUUUCUUUAAAAUAAAACCCAUGUAAAAUGAUGUGUUCUUUCAUUUCCCCAUUGUCUGGCUAAGCUGGGAAACCCAGUUGAGAGGCCUCUGCUCACAGGCGCAGGUGCUUCUGAGCCAAAGGAGCUGGGGGUGAACAGCGAAAGACGGCCCAUGGGAACUGGGUCUGCAGAGGGAUUUACAGGGACAAGUGGGGGGCCGCUGGUAGGCAGAAGACAAGAAAGGUCAAUUUCCCUGACAGUUUUGUUGGGUUUGGGUUUUUUGAGGUGUUUUUGUUUUGUUGUGUCGUGUCUUUAAGACAGGGUCUCACCAUGUAGCCCUGGCUGGUCUGGAACUCACUGUGUGGACUGAGUUUUGAUUUUUCUUGUGCCACCACUGAACUGUGGAGAACCCAUGGUGAUCUAUGGUGUGAUGUGACCGUUCCUCUAGCAGACCCCUUGAGAGCUGCAGCAUGCCAGGGUACCCGGGACUUCACCUCUGUUGGCUUUGUGUGUGUUGGCUUCACACACACACAGUGCUGACAGCAUGCUCUUGUGAGCUGUUAGAAUGUCCUUACAGAAUGUUCCUCAUCUCACCCUUCUGAGCCAUACUCCCAGGCUCCUGGUGUGUGUGUGUGUGUGUGUGUGUGUGUGUGUGUGUGUGUGUGUGUGUGUGUGUGUGUGUGUGUGUUUUCCUUUGCACUAAUAAACCAAAUGAAUUUUGUGUCAUUGUCUUUGGAGCUAACCCAUGUUUUUAAAAAUGAGAGGCGUAAAAAUGCGCUUUUCAUUAAUAUUUGAAAAGUUAAAGUUACUGCAUCUAAAGAAGGUCUCUGCUGUGGCUGGCUCUCUUUAGUGUCCUCUCAAAUCAGCUUCCAAAAUGGCUCUCUCUUGCCCCUCCCCCCAUGUAGACUCACUGCUCCCAUAGCCACCUCUGCCUCCCUGCUGUCACCACAGAUCCAUGCUCUGGCACUCAGGACUCCAGGAAGCUCCAGAGCCAACUAGCAGACUUGCUUAGCCUUGAGAGCCAUGCUCCUGCCUCCCUGCUGGGCUGGUGGCCUGGGCAUUUGCUAUUAGUACUUCGGCUCAGAUUAGGAGGAAGGACAUAGGAAGUUUCAAGUGACUUGAGUGUGCCAUCCUCUAGCUUUCUGUGACUGAGUGGAACGAAACACACACACACACACACACACACACACACACACACACACACACACCACGUGCCCUUCAAAGCAGAGAUUCUGUUCACACUGCCUCCAAGUCCGCUAGCCCCCUGCCCUCCACACACCCCCCUCUCUCUGUGUACUGCCCAUUUGAGGCUGGCUUUCUUCCAUGGGUUGCCCAGGGCACAAUCAUUUCUCGCCCCCAAAGCCCCCUUCACCCCUUUGUGUGUGUGUCUUUUAACCAAAUGAAGUUGACAAAGGCGGAUGUUGGGGCUGCAGAAUUCCUAGUGUAGUAGCAGCACUGUAUAGAUAGAGAUGUUGAUAUAUAUGUUUGUGUAUAUAUAUAUCAAGCCAAAUUUCUGAUAGGAAAAGUAUAGCUUUAUGGAUGAGAAGGAAGAGGAACCCUUUAGAGGUUGGAGCCAGCCUCAAUGUGUCCAAUGGGCAAGGCACAUCCUGUUCCUUCACACACAGCUAAGGCCUCAGCACCCAGCCCUUGCCGUCCUCCUCACCUCAGCAGAGCUGGGAGGCCGUGAGGGCUCUGUUGCUCUGCUGCUCCCUAGCCACAAAGGCACGGGAGAGUGGGGGGCAGAUCAGAAUGACGGGGUUUCCAGCCCAUUUGCUCUGACCACAUGUAUUGAGCUGCAGCCUGAUACUAUAUCACAUUUCCAAAAACAAAAGGCACCGUGAAGAUGGCGAGAAAGAUCUAUAGCAAUGCUUACCUUUCAGCCAGCCACCUGUGAGCUCAGGACGCUCUGGGCAGAAAGACAUACUUCGUAGGACAAAAACAGGGAAGAGGAGACCUGGCAAUGCCCGUCCCCAGUCCAAGGAACAAGGCUCCUUCCUCCAAGGUCAUCUCACCUAGGUAUUUCUCUACCAGGUCAUCUCAGCUCAAUCUUGAUAACCCCUUGAAAGCCCUGGCCCAUCUGUUCCUUCACUGUAUGGUUUCUGUAAGAAAGUGUUAAUCCAUGUUAAUCUGUGUGGGGAUUAUUGCGUGCAACAGUAUUUUCUCGUGUACCUCUUUUUCCUCUGUGAUGUGUCUCUUUAUUUAUAAAUGUCUACUUUUUUUUUAAAGGACAAACCAGUGUGUCGUAGACCUCUAUGUAACCUAUCCCUUAGUCUCAUUAUAGGUAUGUUAUAAGGAUGGAUAUUUUACUUGGCUUUAGAAUGUUUUUCAAGAAAACUAAUUCUUAACUGAUGAAGUUGUUGCUACUAAAAUGCUCGUUUUCAUCAUGACGUCGUGCGCUUCUAAAUUAAUCAUCAUUUUCGUUGUAGAAAAAUGGAGUGAAUUUAUAUUAGUCUUGGAAACUAAUAAUAGCAUUGUAAAUUUAUGAGAUGAUUUUAACAGAAAAAUUAUAGAAGAAUAGAGUUAUUUUAAUUGUAAUAUUACUAACUGUAGGGUGAGGAAGGGGUCCUGUUGUGGUGAACUCUGUUAUAGCUUGUAACUCAGUUUCUUUUUGAUCAUAUUUUCAGUCUCUGAGGUGAAGCGAGUUAUUAAUGGGAUCUGUAAACUCACAUAUGCAUAUUGUAUAUGUGUAGAGAUGUGAUCACACUGUCUUGGAAUUACAUUAAACUGUUUGGAAUCACUGUA
Molecule: messenger RNA, 14685 nt
Organism: Peromyscus leucopus (white-footed mouse)
Lineage: Eukaryota; Metazoa; Chordata; Mammalia; Rodentia; Cricetidae
Gene: Hipk2
Product: homeodomain interacting protein kinase 2
Exons: 15
Coding region: 372-3962 (1196 amino acids)
Biological process (GO): intrinsic apoptotic signaling pathway in response to DNA damage by p53 class mediator; peptidyl-threonine phosphorylation; smoothened signaling pathway
Cellular component (GO): cytoplasm; nucleus; PML body
Molecular function (GO): protein tyrosine kinase activity; SMAD binding; ATP binding
Source: RefSeq, a predicted model, not a curated record